CCCGCUUUGCUCCCAGGCAAUCACAUCAAUGCCGAUCGCCAGGUCCCUACAUUGCUACACUUCCAUUCCGUAUACCAGCCCACAUCUUCGUGGAUAGGAGCCUUGCAGUCCGAACGUAUAGCUCAAAGCUUUCAGCCACUGGCAGGACGGCACCCCACGGCCAUCUGCAACAGACUUUCACAGACCAUAAAGGCAGACGCCGGCUCUUCUUCUCCAGAUACUAUCUUGGCAUCGCCCGCAUGUCCCCGAUCGCCCCGAGGUCACCUUAGCGCCCCUUGCUCCUACCUUGAUCAAGCUACAGCGCCUAGGCCAUCGCUGUUCCCCCACACCGAGCGAUGUUCCUCCCCCGCACAGCCUCGACCACCUCCCUCUCGACCCUCUCCUCCUUUCGGACUACCGACACCCAUGCGCGGCCAAUCCUGCCCGGAAGCUCCAUCGGCUGGUCCAAUGCAACGACGGCUUCCAGUACAAUCAACGUCUCGGCUCAGGUGCAUUACUCGCUCUUGGCUUCGCGAUACAGGCUUCUCAGCGCUCAGAAAGGCCUGGGGAUCGCAGCAGGAGCUCAGGGGCUCGUUGAGCAGGAUCUGAGUGGCAGGACAAGGGGAGAAGGAAGCUCGACUGGCAAUUCUGCCGGAGGCCCCUCUGACCAGGCGAAGAAGGCGGCCACUGCCAACUUGCAGAAUCUCUUUGCCGGGACAAGGGCAAGAGCAACCUCUAGUGCCUCGCAGGCAGGACCCUCGUCUGUGCCUCUCACGGCUGUACAAACCUCGGACUCUGCUCGGGACUUUGCGGGAAGUACAGGGAGAAGCGCUGCAUCGCAUUCAGGUCGACAUGGAAGCACGAGAAGCUAUGCUAAGGAGCGUCUGAAAGUCCAGGAGGUAACGGAAGAGGUCAUCGAAGCUGCGACAGAUACUGGAAGAUUAAAGUGGGAAGCAAAGGCUGCUCUCCUCUCUGCUUCGCCGUCGCUGGCUCUGCUUCUGCUGAUACGAGCGGCCACCCUUGGAAGCGUCUCCGCCUGCAUCUCACUUUCCGCCCUUUACACCACUGGAGUCAGUCGAGGUGUUGAGCCUCCUGUGACUCUUGUCUAUCGAGAGCCUCUCGCCGCUCUUGCUUGGGCUCUGGAGGCAGUCAGGCUACUCAGACGGAGAAUGGAAAAGGUCAGACGGUCAGAUGGCGGAUCUGGUCAACGGACUCGAGUGGCACAGAAGCAGACUCAGGAGAAGGAUGCUCUAGAUCAAGUUGCAAAGAUAUUAGCGCUGAUAGAGAGGCUGCUCAGGACGAAGGAGGUAGCAGCCGAUCUAGGCCGCUCAGGAGCCGAUAGGGCCGGAACGACUGACGGGGAUAUCAGACUGCCCGAUCUCCGUCGUCUCCAGGCUAGAGGGAGGAAGCGGACCACAGAGACAUUUGCCGAGGGUCUUGUCGAUCCCGCAAGCGAAACGUUCCCUCAGCUAUGGCCUUCAAUGCUAGAAGCACGACUCUGGCUAGAGGCAGAGUUGUCAUUCCUGACCGAGAGCAGAUACCCUCAGAGCGAUGCCUCUAAUCGAGGACCUGAUGACGAGAGUGCAGACGAACUACCGGCACUCAUACACGUUGCAAGGGUUCAUGUCGCAAUCGUCAAAGCAUUAGCAUUGACCUAUUCGAUCUGCAAAGUAGGCGUGCUAGAAGACAAGACCAUACCUAGCCUCCGCAGUGCUUGGAAGCUCGGAGAGACGGACGGAUUACCGAUUACGGUAACUGACGAAAUUCGACAGGUUGUCGCUACAGCGGACGGCCUGAUCCAGGAGCUACAAGACGGGGCAGUGGAAGGUGAAACGAAGACUGUCCAAGAAGCAGGACGCCGCCUUUGGGAGCGCCUUGACAAGACACUUCCAGAGUCUGUUGUGCCCGUGUUGGAGCAUGUAGAGACCCGAUCUACAGCAAGACCAAACCCUCAGAUGUCGUUGCAAACUACCGCACGAGGACGCAACAUACCAACGCUACGCAGCACGAAGCAGCGGCGACGCUCUCUGGAGACACUAGCACCUGUUACAGCUGAAGACGCUCGUGCCCAACAGCCAGUGCUACUGAGAGCCCCUACAUCGCCGGCAAAAGACCGUAGUUCUAGCGUGGCAGUGGAUCCUACUAUCUCCGUGCCUGGUCGCUUUGUGAAUCUGCCUUCUACGUCAUCUUCCCAUCGUCUGCGGACCAGAACGAUCAGCUAUGCAGGACCAAACAGCAAGCCUUCUGAAUCUCUCCUAUCCGCACCAACAAAGGUCUCGAGUCGUUCAACGAAGCUCGGUCGCACUUCCGAAUUGGAGGGUCCCAGUCCAUCUUAUUUGCAUCACUUUGGCGCACCCGCAGGACCGGCUGACAAGCAGCUAGUGAGACGACCUUCCUCGGUCAUGUCUGACUCGCCAUCCCUCCUCUUUGGUGAUCAAGGGGAGGAUCCAUUGGAGCCCUUGGUUUCGCUGGGGCUGCCGAGCUCGUCACGCCGUGGAGGUGGAAACCCCGAACAGCGCCGGACAACUGAUCCGACAGCACUCACUUCGAGGCGUGGGACAGUGACAAGCCUGUAUGGAGAACCGUCGGUCACUACGCAAACUGUGACUACGUCUGGCACGUCGUCAACAGCUUACGGCCACGUAGACUCCAGUGGUCUGUUCGAUCCCACAGCAUCUCUGAGGGAGACGCAGGUACGCCGGCGCAGGGCCGACUCUUCUGCCACUGUUGCUACUGGCGUAUCGAUACGCUCUAUGCGAGCUAUACAUGAUGUGAGCAGAGACGAGGAACCCCUUGACGAUAGGUCAGACUUGGGAAAGCCGGUACAAGUAGAACAGCCCGUCGCCCGGGCGCCACAAAGCGGCUUCAGGCUACCGCGCUUCCCUUCCAUCAGAAGUCUCAGCGACUCCCUUGUUCCGACUGCUUUACGAACAGAUGGAAAGGAGAAGGAAAAUGUUGAUGCAUCAGCUCCUCUGCUGACUGAGCGUCUAGAGCGCAAGUUGGCAGAGAGCUACGCUGCGCAACAGCGCUCGACGAGCGGGGGCAAAGUCCCACAAAUGCGGCGGCAAGAUAGCUCGCAAUCCCUCGCCAGCCACUUCUCGACGACCAGUCGAAGGACGGGUCUGGCUUCGCUUCGAGCACCGAGCUUCUACCCUGCUACUGGCCAGGGUAGAGGCGUAGCGCCUAGUCUAGCUUUCUUGCCCCCGGGCAGACUUGUGACAGGUGCUACACUGGCGACGACGGCUGAGAACGCCGAGCUUGGUCCUUCGAGCAUGAGGAACAAGCCGACGACAGCAGUUGGCAACGGCAGCGGCAGCGGCAGCGUGAGGCAAGCUAGCGGGAAAGGCGCUUCGGCUUUGAGCACGUUGCGAGCCCUCAGGACGAACACCAGCGUGCCAGUCGCUGCUGUUGCAUCUACCCACACCGACUCCGCCGUGCCGGCGGGUGUAGCUAGCAACAAAGGCCACGAGCAGACUUCUCAGCACGCCAGUAGAGGCUCUCGCGCAUUCGCAGGAAUCGACCCAACCAGUCGCAAGACGUAUGCCACUGGCAACAGCAAUGGGGCCAGCAGUGCAGGUCAUAGCACACCUGCAUCCCCUUCACGCCCGAGUGCAGCCUCCAUCACCGCCAUCAAGUCACCCCUGUCUGGCGCUUCCCCACCAACAUCCCCUCGUCCACCAUCAGACCGAACCUCUUCCCAUCGCAGCUGCGACGUGCUGGAUCCUGCUCUAGCGGAAGCAGAGGAGGCAUCCCGCCUCAAGACCACUACUGGCUGUCAUCUAUGUGGAGUGAGGUGCGUGAACGCGCCGCUGGAUCGAAAGGGACGGAAAUUCUGUUCGAGGACAUGCAGAGUGGAAAUGAAGAAGAGGGAAAAGGCCGAGGAUGGAAGUAGUAGCACGGCUUCUUCGUCGUCGCAAGCGGCACAUGUGUCUUCUCUGGUCUCUGCCAAGAGCUGAGCUCGGCUCCCACAAUGUAUAUAAUGUAGACUAGAAUCGAUAGAGGAAGACAUUGAGGUAAAUUUUCCAUAG
This is a messenger RNA of Microstroma glucosiphilum, 4007 nucleotides long. RefSeq lists its product as hypothetical. Bases 336 to 3935 code for a protein of 1199 amino acids. Lineage: Eukaryota; Fungi; Basidiomycota; Exobasidiomycetes; Microstromatales; Microstromataceae. The record is from RefSeq and is a predicted model, not a curated record. The transcript has 2 exons.